Messenger RNA from Botrytis fragariae, 237 nucleotides. RefSeq lists its product as uncharacterized. Lineage: Eukaryota; Fungi; Ascomycota; Leotiomycetes; Helotiales; Sclerotiniaceae. The transcript has 2 exons. The record is from RefSeq and is a predicted model, not a curated record. Bases 82 to 237 code for a protein of 51 amino acids.
UGUCCGAAUGCUGUGAACAAUUGAAGAUACUCCAAGGAAAGAAAAUAAAUAAUCCCUCCAUCACUGAGGGUUCCUUUGUCAAUGCUACCAUUUAUGAAUCGACAGACUACUCAGCUCAUGACGAUCCAUGGGGCUCAGCUAUAUGUGUUUUCUUUCCAAUUAUCUCAAGUUCCAAACUCGAGACCAUCAUUCAGGUAUUCUCACCAAAAGUCCAGACCAAGAUGCUUGGCUAAAUAA